Messenger RNA from Schistocerca nitens (vagrant locust), 2494 nucleotides. Its product is annotated as F-box only protein 32. The coding region runs from base 126 to 1274 and encodes 382 amino acids. Gene Ontology annotation, cellular component: cytoplasm; SCF ubiquitin ligase complex; nucleus. The record is from RefSeq and is a predicted model, not a curated record. The transcript is spliced from 9 exons. NCBI's taxonomy places the organism in Eukaryota, Metazoa, Arthropoda, Insecta, Orthoptera, Acrididae. Gene Ontology annotation, biological process: protein ubiquitination. Gene Ontology annotation, molecular function: protein binding.
UCUGUCAGCUGAUUGGAAGACGUCAAAGCAGUCAACAAAGCCAUGCGCUCAAUGUUUUGAUGGUUUAGUUCUCCGACUGGUGCUCGUCUGGUGUGCGCGUUGGGUUGGUGUCUUGUCCCUUGACGAUGCCGUUCAUUUCUAAAGACUGGAGAUCUCCUGGGGAGGAGUGGGUUAAAACAGAAGAGGGAUGGGAGAAAAAGAAAAUACUUGAAUGUGGGCGGCAGAUUAACGGCAGUGCGCAGGACAACAUGGAUACCAGAUGCGGCACCACAGCCCUCGGAACGUUCAGCGCAGACCUGAGCUUCUCCAACAGGUGGAUGGACGAAGAGGACAAGGAGAACAUGGUGACGGAGGAGUCGCAGCCUACAGACACGCUGGCCAUCGCGCAGAGCAUCAGCAGGGGCGCCUCUGAUGGGACAGUGAAGCCACAUUGCCACAUCACAAUCAAGUGUACACGAGAGAUAGCUGGAUUCAAUGGACUGAGUGAUGCUUUUAAGCGUCUUGACUUUAGGAAUGCAGUUCAUGAUGUUAGACGUUUCAACUAUAUCUGUAAACUUCUUGAUCUCUUGAUCUCACAAAAGCUUACCAUGCUCUCUGGUUGUGCACAGAAGGUACUGUUCAACAUGCUGGAAGAAGUUGCUUAUCAAGUGUCUGCAAGCCAACAGAACAUCCAUAUGCUUAACAAACUGCUGCAACAGCUGAGGAUGAUGAUUGACUGCGCAUGUUGGGGUCGACCUCUGGGCAGCACACUUUUGUGGGAGCAGCACUUACGAACAAUAAAUCGUAUACUCUCUAUAGCCAACUGUAUAGAAAUCCGUGAGCCAGGUGAUGAUGUCUUCCCAAAGCUACAGAACUUGCCUGAAGAAUGUGUCCGUGAAGUUUUACUCCGUCUUGCUGACCAUAAGGAUUUAGAGAGCAGUGGACGUGCCUACAGUGUCAUGCGACGGCUUGUUGAUGAGCAGCGCAUCUGGCGAGAAUUAUGUCAGUUCCAUUUUACACAACAACAGAUUUCUCAUGUCCAAGGAGGACAGUCUCCUCCUCAUGACUGGCAGAGCACAUACCACAAACUUCGAAAAGCCUUUGGUUUGCGAGAAGAAUAUGCAGAAAUGAUACAAUUGUGUAGAAGUUGCCGCUGUUUGUUUUGGAAAUCUAUUGGACAUCCUUGCAUUGUGGACCAAGAUCCAGAAUUCCAGGAGAAGUUGGAAAAUGUUGACAAGAACACACUUUAUGUACCCAUACCACCUCAAGCCUUCCUGAAAUUCUUCUCUCUGUGAUAUGGGAAAUUCUACAGAAGAAUUUAUUCUGCAAGAAGAGAAAAAAAUUGGAAGGCUAAUGUUGCAGUCAAGAUCUGAAGCAGCCUUUGUUCAUAGACUCUACAUAAACUUGGUGCAACAUUGUUAAAAAUAGUCCAGCUCUGACGUUAAAACUGCAUUAAAAUAAACAUAUAAAAAGUGAAUCAUAUGAACCUUUAAAAAGUGACUUAUUUUUGUGUGGUUUUUGGAAAUGUUGGGGUUAAGCUUAAAAUGUAUUUCUAUUGAGAAUGAAAUAAGUUUUGAUUAAAUUCGUAACAGUUUUAGAGAGAUCAGUGUUCUUGUGAUUACAUAAGAAACAGUCAUUGUUUGUAAAUACAAAUGUACCAUUUACUUAAUUUCUGGAGAUGUGUAUGAUAAUUACCUUGUAAUCAGUAGUUGUGCUAUUCACUAGUCAAGACACAAUAUGUGCCGUAGCUGGCAGCUAAACUGAUUAGAUUGAAAGUAAGCCAAUGUAUGUGUCUCAAUCUUGACAAGUUCAGUAUUUUCUUACGUACACUGGAAUUAUAUUGCAACUCACAGCACUUAAAUAUGGGAAGCUCAUGAACAAUUCCACUCAUUUCAGUAGUAUCAUUACAGUGUUUAUAUGAGUGUAAAAAAACUUUGAGAAAGCUCUAUGAAUUCUGAUGGUUAAAGAAGUGUCAUUUUAUUUUGUGCUGUUGUCAUUUGCAGUGUUCCUUUGUUUCAUUUUGUGAUAUUAGAAUGUGGUGAAAGUUCAGCUCAUUUCAAAAAAUUUGUUUAGUUGGGUUAUACACAUGACAUCUUUCAAAAUGUAUUAAUUUGAUGAAAGGACAAUAUAAACUGUACAAUAAUCUUUUGUCUUCCAAUGUAUGGUAAUUUAGAUCUCAAUUAUAAUUUUACACUAUGAUCUAAUAUUGGUUGAGCUGUUUGAAUAAUUAUUAUUAGAGUUCAUGAGUGGCUCUUGCUUAUUUGAGCUGUGUUGUGAUGUUCACACAAUUCUUAUUGUAUAAGUACAUUCAACUCUUAGCUUUGAACCAAACUAUUAUGACAAAGAAUUUUUCUGCUAUGUACUGGAUAGCAUUUUAUAUUUUGAAAAUUCUGUUGUUUCUACAGUGACUUAUCAGUUCAGAAAGCAAGGUUCAGAAGUACAUUAAAUGUGUUCUGUGAACAUUUUUAUAUCAUUUAUUUGACAUUGACUUAGAUGAAUAAAGUUUUGAAAUGAA